AUGGAUAUUUUAAUCGACUGGCCUUUCAGUUUUAAAAUUUGGUCCAUCCUACUCGUCUGCGUUCCAAUUUUCGCCUUCUUCAGGCAACAAAAAUGUCGCAGCACCAAGCAGCGGCUUCCACCAGGCCCACGUGGCUUUCCCAUAGUUGGGAACACGUUCGAUCUAGGGACAAUGCCACACCGAAUCUUAGCUGAACUAGGCACCAAGCACGGGCCACUCAUAUGGCUACGGCUAGGCAGUCAGAGAGUCCUGGUCAUUCUCACAGAAUGUGCAGCAGCCGAGUUUUUCAAGCACCAUGACCUCUCUUUUGCUGACUGUAACAUCAAUGAGACGAUGAGGGUGCUUGACUACGACAAGGGGUCGAUGAUUCCAGCCCCUUACGGACCCCACUGGCGAGUGAUGAGGAAGAUCAGUGUCGUUGAGAUGUUGACUAGCAAACGCGAUAUCUUAUAUACUCUAACAGAAACAGCAUCUAUCGGAGAAAAGUGUGUAGGUGAAAUGAUCAAGUGGGUAGAAGAUGCUGCAGGAGGUACACAGGAGAUUCAGAUUGGUCGAUUCGUAUUCCUUGCAGAGUUUAACUUGCUCGGAAACCUAUUACUGUCAAAGAAUCUCGUGGAUCCAAGUUCAGCUGAGGGAUCGUUUUUUGCUGCUAUGAAUGGGCUGACUCAGUGGACUGGCCUUCCAAAUGUUGCUGAUUUUUUUCCUUGGCUAAAAUGGUUGGAUUUGCAGGGGCUAAAACGGAAGACUAAAAGAGAUAUGGGAAAAGUUUUUGAGAUCGCGACACGGUUUGUGAGAGAACGAAUCGAAGAGAACGAGAUGGGCAGAGCGGGUGGGACAAAAGAGAUGCUGGAUGUGUUGCUGGAAUUUGAGGGUGAUGGAAAUGAGGAUCCUAAGAAGUUAUCAGAUCACCAUAUCAACAUAUUUAUGUUGGAGUUUUUCAUGGCCGGUACAGAAUCGACAACCAACUGGGCACUGACAGAGCUCCUUGCAAACCCUGAUGCAAUGUCUGAAGUCAAAUGUGAGCUACAUCAAGUUAUAGGACAGCAAAGAGAGUUGCACAAGGCUGAUAUCGAUGAUCUCAAGUAUUUACAAGCAGUGAUCAAAGAAACACUUUGAUUACAUCAACCAGUCCCGUUUCUUGUGCCAAGAAAGGCGGUCGAAGAUGUUAAAUUAAUGGGGUUUGACAUACCGCGUGGCACACAAGUUUUUGUAAAUGCAUGGGCAAUCGGAAGAGACCCAGAAAGGUGGGAUGAUCCAUUGACAUUCAAGCCUAAGAGAUUUUUGGGGUCAAAAAUUGAUUAUAAAGGACAACACUAUGGACUAAUUCCGUUUGGAGCAGGGAGAAGAAUGUGUGCAGGGGUACCCCUAGCUCAUAAAAUGCUAGAUCUCAUAUUAGGUGCAUUGCUACAUAAUUUUGAUUGGGAGCUUGAAAAUCACAUUACGCCUGAGACAAUUGAUUGGGAGCGUAGGAUCGGAUUGACAGCAAGAAAGUUAGUACCCUUAAAAGUGAUACCAAAGAGAAGUAUCAAUCGUUCUAAGUAA
Molecule: messenger RNA, 1542 nt
Organism: Amaranthus tricolor (Joseph's coat)
Lineage: Eukaryota; Viridiplantae; Streptophyta; Magnoliopsida; Caryophyllales; Amaranthaceae
Product: cytochrome P450 76A2-like
Molecular function (GO): monooxygenase activity; heme binding; iron ion binding
Source: RefSeq, a predicted model, not a curated record